Molecule: messenger RNA, 258 nt
Organism: Thecamonas trahens ATCC 50062
Lineage: Eukaryota; Apusomonadida; Apusomonadidae
Product: hydrolase
Exons: 1
Coding region: 1-258 (85 amino acids)
Source: RefSeq, a predicted model, not a curated record
AUGCACCCUUGCCUCUGCUGCGGCUACCGCACUCUGCCUGACCCACCGCCGGGUACCUACGCCCUCUGUCCGGUCUGCUUCUGGGAGGACGAUGGGUUCCAGGCUGCCAACGUCCACGAGGCCGGCGCCAACUCGGUCUCGCUCGCCGCCGCCCGCGCCAACUAUGCCACCCACGGCACCUGCGAUGAGACUGCUGUCGCACACGUCCGCCCGCCCACCGCCGCAGAUGGCCCGCGCGUCAUACACCCGCCACUUUAG